Pantherophis guttatus is the source of this 564-nucleotide messenger RNA. It is a transcript of the gene WDR83OS, whose product is annotated as WD repeat domain 83 opposite strand. The record is from RefSeq and is a predicted model, not a curated record. Gene Ontology annotation, molecular function: protein folding chaperone. Gene Ontology annotation, cellular component: endoplasmic reticulum membrane. Gene Ontology annotation, biological process: protein insertion into ER membrane. NCBI's taxonomy places the organism in Eukaryota, Metazoa, Chordata, Lepidosauria, Squamata, Colubridae.
AAAGGAAGCGGAAGUUGCUGCAGCCUCGAAAGGAGGUCGCUCUCAGCACAGUACUGUAGCCCGCGGCACAGUGGGAUGUCUAGCAACAGUAUGGCAGAUCCGCGGCGUCCCAACCGCAUUCUCAGAUACAAACCUCCAACUACAGAAAACAACCCUACUUUAGAAGAUCCUACACCAGAUUAUAUGAAUUUGCUAGGGAUGAUUUUCAGCAUGUGUGGCUUAAUGCUAAAAUUAAAAUGGUGUGCUUGGAUUGCUGUCUACUGCUCAUUUAUCAGUUUUGCCAACUCUAGGAGCUCAGAAGACACCAAACAGAUGAUGAGCAGUUUCAUGUUGUCUAUUUCUGCUGUAGUGAUGUCCUAUCUUCAAAAUCCUCAGCCCAUGUCUCCUCCUUGGUGAAAAAAAUAACACUUUCCUUUAAAACUCAUCUUCCCAAGUAGUUGGGUUAUCCUGUUCAGAGUAGAAGGUUUUCUUAUACAACAUAAAUUUAAUUGCACAGGUAUACCAUUGCAACACAUUGGGAAUGUUUACUUUGCUAUAUCAAUAAAGUAAUGAUUGUUAAAUAUA